This is a messenger RNA of Mizuhopecten yessoensis (Yesso scallop), 958 nucleotides long. RefSeq lists its product as uncharacterized. NCBI's taxonomy places the organism in Eukaryota, Metazoa, Mollusca, Bivalvia, Pectinida, Pectinidae. The transcript is spliced from 2 exons. Bases 1 to 765 code for a protein of 254 amino acids. The record is from RefSeq and is a predicted model, not a curated record.
AUGGCGGUCGAAGUGUCAACAUCAACAAGCUCUUGGUUAGAUUCCUCUGGAAUUUGGCUUUCCUGUAUCAAUAAGAAAGUCUACACUGUACAAAUGAGAGACUGUCCAAGUAUAAAAGUAAAAGUUCGUGUAGGACACCUAGCGCCAGCAAACAAGACUGCUGUUAGACGUUGCAUCCUGUUCGCCGACGACGAGUUACUGGAGUCAACAUUCGCCAACAAAACGUCACCAGCCUUGCUACUAGUCAACAAUUCUUGUAAUUUUAAGUUUUACAAAGAUGCAGCCAGUGGUAAUUUUAGCAUUGGAAGGGAGCCUUGGGCUGUACUAGUAUGGUCAUUUGCCAUUGUUCCAGGAGCAACUUUCCAAGGGAGACCUGAUCAUAUCAAUGCUCUAGAUCUACCCGGUAUGCCUGUUCACAAUCUGAACUUUCUAGAUCAAGUUCAACAAUGUUCAUGUCUUGGUGGAGGAAGCAUCUUUGUGCAAAUUGAAAAUAAUGCUAUUUCAAGAACUGAACUUACUGACUUGGGCAGUGACAGUGAUGAGGAUGACGACCAAAGUAGUUCGGAACCAAAUAGUGAUGAGGAUGAACAUUACACUUCCAUCAUUCAGAUAAGAGGAUCAACAUACGGGGAACAUUACCGGCAAAAUUUAAAAGAUGUGCAGAGUGCCCUAAGACAAUGUCCAUUUGUGCCAGUCAGACUUUUGUCAGAAGAAGACAAUCCAAUGUUACUGUUAAUAGCAAGGACCUUAAGCUUGGCUAUAUAGGUGUAAAACAUAUACCAAAGGUAACAAAGGCUAUGAAAUCGAGAGAAAUAGUGAAGACAUCUAUGAAGUCCGUCACAUCGUGGUACGUCAGAAACAUUAGUUCGAGAAAACUGAAGGGAUCCAUCAUUAUCUGCAAGAAAGGGAAAUGGCUUCCAGAUUCAGACAAUAAUGUUUAUAAUGCAGAUUUGUAAAU